Danio aesculapii is the source of this 5870-nucleotide messenger RNA. RefSeq lists its product as uncharacterized. Gene Ontology annotation, cellular component: adherens junction. The record is from RefSeq and is a predicted model, not a curated record. The transcript is spliced from 14 exons. The coding region runs from base 89 to 2851 and encodes 920 amino acids. Gene Ontology annotation, biological process: homophilic cell-cell adhesion; heterophilic cell-cell adhesion. Lineage: Eukaryota; Metazoa; Chordata; Actinopteri; Cypriniformes; Danionidae.
CCACACACACACGCACACACACACACACACACUGGCAGAUACAUUCAAGUAGUUUUUUGCUCCACUUGCCUCCUUUAAUGACUUCAGCAUGGGCCUGCCAAUAUUUUUUAUUUUAGGAAUGGCUCUAAAACUAUCUCUCAGCAUGAAAAUGCAAGAUGUGGAGGCCAGAGACUUGGUUCUCAACCAAACGGUGACAGGGAUAUUGGGAGAGGAGGUCUACCUGCAUUGUUUGUACACCGGACAAAGUCAAAUCAUGUUCUCCUCCUGGAACCGUCUGGAUUCAACCAUGAAAGCAAAGAAAAUGGCAGGCUACAACUUUAUGAACGGUUAUAAACGAGAAAACUUCGAUAUUCCGACAUCAGCUACUAACCUCACUGUGAGGAUGAACGUGACAAGUCUCGAUCAAGAAGGAGAAUACACCUGUGUUUUUAACUCUGAAGAGGAUGAAACCAAGGGCACUAUGACUCUCAGUGUUAUUGCUCGGCCUGAAAUUGACAUAACUGUGAAGGAGGAAGUUGUGAACAGGUCCAUCUACCAUGCUGUCACUUGUUCAGCCUCCGGUGCCAAACCUGAGGCUGUGAUUAGAUGGGAGAUCGCUGGUGUCCUUCCAAGAGAUGACAUCUUCUCCACGAACACCACUAAUGCAAUUCAUCCCAAUGGCACGAACAGUUCAGUCAGCGUACUUCACUUCCCCCUGAUUAUGAAUAAUGAGAGCACCGUUACCUGUGUGGUGGAGCAUCCAGCGUUUACUGAGCCUAAAAGAGUCAGCAUUGAGGUUGACACAUUUGAUUCUCCAGUUGUGAGCAUGGAGACCGUCCUGAUCCAAGAAGGAGGAGAAGACUUUCAGGAGGUCAUCUGUAGAGCGACAGGCGGCAGACCACAUCCCAAUAUCACAUGGAAACUUCCUGAAUUUAGAAACUCACCGCUUUUACAGAGAGACAUCUCAGAAUCAGACUCGGUUGUCAGUUCAUAUCGGUUCCCAUCAGAUCCUUAUGAAGGAGAAAAUAUGUCUUGCAUUUUUGGCUACAUGUUUUUCCCUUUCACAAGCACUAGGACAAUCACCUUACCUAUUUACUACCUGUACUCGAUUCAACUGAAGGACGUCGAUCAUGCUGUUAGUGGUGAGAAUCAGACUGUAUUGGCAUUUCAGGAGGGGGACUUCGACAUUACAGUUGCAAUGGAUGUUUUAGGCAACGUACCAAGUUAUAAAAUUAACUGUUCAAGGGAAGGCCAACCACUGCCUGAGGAUGUGGAAGUGGUUGGCAACAAUAUCUUUAUCCGAAGACCUGUAGAUGUGCAUCUUGCUGGACGAUAUUUGUGUCAGGCUUCAUACCGAAAACAUCUAGUUUCCCUGGGGUUCACAAUUGAAGUAAAUCCAAAAGUCAUGUUGCCAGUGACAUUUCCUCCAAAUAUCAGUGUGGAUUUGGUAGAAAAAUCUGAUCACAUUCACAUUGAGUGUUUGGCUUCCAAUGCAAUUCCUGCAGCAAAUGUGUCCUGGGUUCUUCCACAAGAGAUGAACAGUACUGUUCAGUCUGACGUCACAUCCUAUAAUGGAUCCUUUUCUGUCAGAAGUGUGUUGAGUGUGCCUACAUGCUUGACCCAUGAAUAUGUAAUUGAGUGUGUAGUCGACCAUACUGUCUUCAUGGAACAAGAGAGCCGGCAGAUUGCUCUUCCUGUGUGUGCUCCACCCAAUAUAACCCUGCAGUCCAGUACUGAAUGGGACAGUGGUGUUGCGUACGUUCAGGUGGUGUGUUCAGUGCAGAGCCAGACUCCAGUAGUGGCCAUUAGCUGGGCUGCACAGUGCCUUGGCAUUGACAUCGGCUCCAGUGACUUCGAAAUGAGUCAAACCCAGUUUCAGACGAGUCAUAUGGUUGCCGCUCAGAGCGUGGCACGUAUUCCUAUUUACUCUCAUGGCGGAUGCAGUGUGACAUGUGCGGUCGAGCUUCAGGGGUUAGAAAAACCAGAGAACAAAAGCAUUGUCCUCCCAGCCUUAGGGCCGCCUGCAAUCCAUGCAUUUGUGGCUGAAGAGAGAUACACUCAUAUCUGGCAUGCAGUGUGUGGGUACAGCAGUUAUGGAGUCAUACCCAACAUCUCCUGGAUCCUUCCUGAAGACGACUCUGCAGUUCAAGCAAUCACUGAGUACAAGUACGAUGGAAUUAAAGUAGAAGUCAAUUCAACUUAUGAAUUUCAGCUCAGCCAGUUCGAGGGGAAGGAUUUGAUCUGUGUGGUUCAGAAUGAGCACGGCCGGGAUGAGAGACGGACGAUACAAGUUCCAAAAUUCUAUAUCUCAUCUGUUGAGGUUUUAAACAAAACCACAGUUGAUCGCAGAAGUCACGGCCAGCGUGAGCAUCGAGUAGAGCUGCAAGAAAACCUCUCCAAUCAGAAGAUACUUCUUAAAGCCCAUGGCAAUGCAACAUCAUACUGGACAAUAUGUUACAGAGAGGACGGCUCAGCAGCACACACAGUCGGCAUGGCAUUGGUUUUUACAGCCCCAGCAUCCGAACUGGACUCAGGACUGUACAUAUGCCAUGUCUCAUACCACCACCACAUGGCCAAAGUCUUUCUUCGUGUGGACGUAACAAGUGAAGAGACUCAACACCUAAUAUUCAUCACUAUCUGCUUCACGACGGCUGCUGCCAUCUCCCUCAUCUUGAUCAUCCUAUUGUUUGUCAUCUGCAAAUGUGGGAACAGUCACUCAUCACAACAGAAAACCAGGAUGGAUCGUGAGUCUCUGUCCGCUCUGAUGCAGGACCCUCGCUGCUCAGAGAGGGCGCUUCUUCAAGGCCAGGCGGGCCAAUAUGCUGAGCUUACCCACUAUUCCAUUGUUUUUGAUGCCAAAAGCACCGUGUGAUGCACCUGUUUGGCUUUCCAGUUUAACAUUUCAGUUUUUGCACAAGUGUUUUGGAGUUCAUGCCAGCUUGAAGGCACACGUUGUAAAAGAAAACAUAAUCAAUUUCAGUUAAAUUGAUCAUGUGAAUGAAGCAUUUAUUAGUAAUAGAGUUGGAGUUAUUAGCAAUGGAGAUAUUAGUGGUCACAUGCUGCCUUUAAUAUACAGUGUGAAGAGAGCCUGAUUGUUAUACAGCAGUUCAACAAACUGAAGAUUGAGAGAGUUACAUUUUAGACACAAUAUUGUUUUUUGUUUUGUAGAUGAAAAUAGAUUCUGAGCUAAACAUUUGUGCAUUUCAUUGAUAUACUGCUGUUUCACUUCUGAAUUAAUGUUUUACGAUGAAUUAUAUUAGUCAGUCAUUCAAUGAUAGAUUCAUAGAAAGUCACUUGCUUCAUUUCUAAAAGAAUCAGAUGCUUUGAAUGAAUCAUUUAAAUGAAUGAUUCAACAAAUAAUUCUUCGAAGAGCUGGUUCACCCAAAAAUGAAAAUUCUGUUAUUAAUUACUCACCCUCAUGCUUUUCAUAUCCCUAAGACUUUUGUUAAUUUUCAAAACACAAAUUAAGCCAUUUUAGAUGAAAUCCUAGAGCUCUCUAACCUCCAACAUUCAACGUGCAGAAAAGGAUACAACGUUCGAUGUAACCAUAUGAAGCUCCAAGAACAUUUUUGUAUGCAAAAUAAAAUGACUUUAUUCGCCAAUGUCUUCUCAACUACUGGAUUAAUAAAGGUAAAAUGAUGUACAGUAUUUGCUUCUAAAGUCAAAUAGUCAUAUUGCCCAUAAUAAAUGCGCAUCUUGAUCUGAUGUGGAAGAGAAGACAUUGCAAAGUAAUUUUUACAGUUUUUAGGUACACAAAAUUCACAGGACCAUUGCUGUAUAUGGAGGGGAGGAUCAGAGAGCUCUUGGAUUUCAUCUAAAAUAUGUUCAUUUGUGUUCUGAAGAUGAACAAAGGUCUCAGGAAAUUAAACGAUAUGACGUGAGAAAUUAAUAACAGAUUUUACAUCUUGGGGUGAACUAACCACGAUACGUAACCACUGAAAACAUAUGAUGAAUGAUAUAUUAAAAUGUGUACUAUGGAUGUAAUCAGGACAUACUUGAUUGCCACCGUGUAGUUAUCCUGGUACUUUUGAAUUCAUACAUGCUGAUUUUUACCCAGCAUAUAGUAAGUAAAACUAUAUAUACAGCAGGGAAAAUAAGUAUUGAACACGUCACCAUUUUUCUCAUAAAACAUAUUUCUAAAGGUGCCAUUGACUUUAAAAUUUCCCUGGAUCAACCAAAGAAAUCCAUAUAUGCAAAGAAAACAAAUCAAGUUAUGCGUAAUAAAAUUAAAUGACGCAGGGGAAAAGUUUGAACACAUGAAGAAAGGGAGGUGUACAAAGGCAGUAAAAGCCCAGACAGCAGCUGAAAUCUCUCAGUAGUUCUUCAGCAACCCUCUGCCCUUCGUCAUUGUAAAUGAAUAUUAGCUGGUUCAGUCCAACAUCCACAUUACCAGGAUGAUGGAGAUGAAACCAGGGUGGACAUUUCAGCAAAACAAUGAUCCAAAACACAUCCAAGAAAACUCUUAAAUGCUUUCAGAGAAAGAAAAUCAAGCUGUAGAAUGGCCCAGCCAAUCACCUGACUUGAAUCCAAUAGAAAAUACAAAUUAAAGGUCAGAUUUGAUAGACGAGAACUUUAAAGCUUUUUUAAUGUUAAAAAAAGCUUCAAAGUUAAUACAUGCAUUUCAGUUCAGUACUUUUCAUAGAUUUUUUGUUUUGUUUUAUUUUUAUGUUUGUAUUGUUUGGGUUUUUACAAAAAUCUGGUGCAAUUCCUUGUCAUCAGCUCCUUUAGAAAUAUUAUUCCCAGGAAAAAAACAUGAUGUGUUCAAUACUUAUUUACCCCGCUAUGGUAGUUUUACUUUGAGGCUUAUACAUGAAGGAUUUAGUCCAUCUCGAGCUCAAUAAUUUUUUUGUAAAAAAAAACAAAAAAAACCAUACUUUUCAAUAUUGAGCACCUUUUGUAAAAUGUUUACAUUUGUUCUAUUCUGUUUGUUUUAGUCUGAUACGAUUUCUUUCAAAUUUCCAAAAUAACAAAUGUUUUAAUUUAAGUUGUGAUUGAAAAUCAGUGUUAUUAGUCCAGAUAGUGAUUUAUUAACUGUUCCGACAUUAAAACAUUGGUAUUGUAUUGUUUAAAAUGAAUAUAAACAAACAAGCAUAGCGCAUUUUGAUUAUUUUACACGCAUGCAUGCACGCACGCAUACACACACACACACACACACACACAUCAUCAUCAGUACUUCCUGAUAUCCUUUUGUUCUUAUUCCUUGAUCAUGAAUACUGAUAAUAAGGCAAGAUCUGUGAAUUAAGUAGCUUUCAGCAUUAAGAUUUACUGUGAUUAUCACCAUGUAGCAUUGUUUGAUAAAUACUUUGAGCAUAUCUUUUACGGGUUUAUUAUCUUUUAGGAUCAAGUUGUACUUUAAAAGUCUAGCUCAGGAGUGUCAAACUUAACUCUGUAGGACUGCAGCCCUCCUGGUUAUUAGUUCCAACCCAGCUUCGACACGGUUGCUUGUAGGUUUCAAAAAGCCUAAGGCCUCAAUUAGUAUGAUCAGAUGCGUUUAAUCAGAGCUGGAACUAAACCGUGCAGAGCUGUGGCCCUCCAGGAACUGAGUUUGACACCCCUGGUCUAGCUCAUGUCUUCUGUCAUGUUUCCACCAUUUCAGUUCGACUUGUAGCGCAUUGACUGAAUGUGAAUUGUAAUAGCGCCCUCUGCUGAUCACGUUGUGCCACAGCAUAAACACAAAAUGUAUUGGCCUUUCUAAAUCAACAACUGUGAUUUCUGUCCAGUCUGAUAUUUUAAAAAUAGCCUUCUACUUAUUUUGUUAUUACCUUCUAGGUCUAUCAGAAUGACGACUGGUCUGUAUUUGUAUAAAUAAUGUUUUGUUGUAGGACAUGUUGUCACCUCAAUGUGAAUUUAAUAUCACUGUGUUAAACAUUUAAAAAUAAUAAAAUACUUGC